This is a messenger RNA of Bipolaris sorokiniana ND90Pr, 984 nucleotides long. RefSeq lists its product as uncharacterized. Lineage: Eukaryota; Fungi; Ascomycota; Dothideomycetes; Pleosporales; Pleosporaceae. Bases 222 to 749 code for a protein of 175 amino acids. The record is from RefSeq and is a predicted model, not a curated record. The transcript is spliced from 2 exons.
AUCUUCUACAUACUACACAUGCCAAGCUAGUGGUGUCACGGCGUGUAUCAAAAGAGAAGUCGUUAAUCAGGCAUCAAGAUGAACUCCGACAGACAGUUCAACAUAAAUAUCAACCACAAUCACCUCCUUCUCCCUCACAACGCACAGCAUCUGAUUCCCGCAUCCUCAAGACUCACAGCUUUGAUUCAUAUCAAGUUCACCGAACUCCAACAUCAAUCACAAUGUUCGCCUCCGGUUGGAAGAAAGCCCUCAGCGUCGCAGCCGUCGUGCUCGCACUCUCAAGCGGCCAAGUCCUCGCAGCCUGCACCGACGGUCCCGGAUGGACCCCUGAAGAAUUCGCCGAAUACCAGUCUCUCAACGACACCGCCGGUUGGGCUGGCAUGGAAAAGCUCGUACAGUGCACCGUCAACGCCGAUGAACUCACUCCCGCCAAAUCCCAAGGAAGGAUCGAAGCUCGAGCCGGAGGUCGCCAGUGGCAGGGUUAUAGCGCCAGUGGAUGCUCUGGCGGUCAAACUGCUGUCACGUCCGGCUUUGGAUGCGGUGUUUGCGUCAGUGCUACCAACUUCUAUUUCUACAGUGGUUGGCUGUGGAGGGAGCGCUCGGGGAACCCUUACCCUACUGCUGAUUACUACACUCAGUCCGGGUGCCGCGGAACUAAGCUUCAUCACCAGGGUAUUGAGGGUAGCCAGACGUCGUCUUGCAAUGACGUUACUCGCGCUGCGUCUGUUAUUCUCUACCAGGGUUGCUAGUGGACAUCACGCAUGAGUUGGAUACGGAUGCUGACGACUGAGGGGAAGGGACGGGGUUGGGGGGUGGAGGAUGUGUAGGAAAGGGUGAGAGCGCUUUUGGACAUUCGUUUAUACAUACUUUUGACUAUUUUGUAUCUUUUGCAAUUGCUGAGUGGCUCGGAUGUACUGUUUAGGCUAUCAGUCAAUUUAAAAGAUCUUAUAACUCGCAGUGACAUGGAAUAAACAUGUGUGCAAG